GUGGCGCCGCCCGUCCUGGCCCAGAGCGGCGGCGCCGUCGGUCCGGCGGGUGGGGAGGGGACUGUCCCCGGGGUGGCGGGAGGUCCUGGCCCGAGCGUCGGAGCGUGAGCUGCCUCGGUUCUCGGCGAGGUGGAGGCCUGGAGUCCUCGAAAGAAGGCGSGUGCUGCCGGCUUCCUCAGGUGCGCCGCAGGGACCGCACCGGGACGGCGGCGUGAUAACCUGCACUUGCAUCGAGAGCCAUGUGGUCAGCUGAUGAAAUCGCUGGGCUAUGUUACCUACAUUAUAGGACCAGACUUCCUAAGCAGGGGAAACCAGAUCCAAACAGGGAGUGGACUUCCCUGGCAGCUAUUGUCAAAGUGGAGUCUGCAGCCCAAAGAGACGUUCCUGUUAGUUCAGGAAACUUUCAGGUAGCCAUGGAAGUUGUUGCAAUGGGAACUGGAACAAAAUGUAUUGGCCAAAACAAAAUGCGAAACACCGGAGACAUUCUGAAUGACAGUCAUGCUGAAAUUGUGGCCAAGAGGAGCUUCCAGAGGUAUCUUCUCCAUCAGUUGUGGCUUGCAGCUUCCCAUCAGCAAUGUAUCUUUAGUCCAGGAACUGAAACUGGGAAAUGGAAACUCAAACCCAAUAUCACAUUUGUUUUCUUCUCCAGUCAUACCCCAUGUGGAGAUGCUUCUAUUUUUCCAGUCAGUGAGCCAGAAAACCAGCUUUCUAAGCCCCUGACUGGAGGUCAUGCAGCUGGACAAUCAGCAGGAUGUAAAAGUAACCAGAGUCACUUGUGUCUAGAAGAUAAAAAGAAAUCAGAGAAAAUGGCAAAUAAUCAUAUAAUCAAGAGACUGAAAACCGAUGAUGAUGGUUGUUUUUCCAUAGUCACUGAAAACCUGGCUGUUCAGCAUGAAUCUGUGAAACGAGAAGACAACGCAAAUCAAAAGAGCUGUGAAUGUUCCGCAGAGCUGCAGACAAUUAAUAAGGAGACUGGCUUAGUGAGACCAGAGGUAGUAGAUGUUCAUAGAACUGGAGCAAAAUGCGUACCUGGAGAGCUGGAUGAUGCCCGAAUACCUGGGCUAGGGUACCACUGUGUGGGAUUACUACGAGUGAAGCCAGGUCGUGGAGACAGAACAUGCUCUAUGUCCUGCAGUGAUAAGCUGGCUCGCUGGAACGUGUUAGGGUGUCAAGGAGCGCUUCUGAUGCAUUUUCUGCAGUAUCCAGUGUAUCUGUCAGCAGUUAUAGUGGGGAAGUGUCCAUAUAGCCAAGAAGCUAUGCGGAGAGCAGUUAUUGAAAGGUGUCAGCACAUCUCACCCUUACCAGACGGUUUUCUCACCCAGGAGGUUAAGCUGUUGCAAUCAGAUCUUCAAUUUGAGCAUAGCCGUCAGGCGAUUCAGGAAGUUCAAACUAACAGCAAAACAAAACUUGUUCCUUGUAGUGCAGCUAUCAGUUGGAGUGCAGUCCCCGAGCAACCUCUGGAUGUCACCUCAGAUGGCUUCCGCCAGGGAACGACAAAGAAGGGGAUUGGGAGCUGUCAGAGCAGAUCCAAAAUCUGUAAAGUGGAACUCUUUCGUAAAUUCCAAAAGCUGGUGACAAGUAUUUCACAAGAGGAUCUACCAGACACUCUACGGAUGAAGACUCUAAAAACCUACUGCGACUACAAGGAAGCUGCGUUAAAUUAUCAGGAAGCCUGGAGAGUGUUGCGUAGCCAAGCUCUGCUGGGUUGGGUCAAGAACGCCAAGGAGUACCAGCAGUUCACAUGAGAAUCAUGUAACUAUGUGAAUCCAGAAAUAAGCUGUGGUCCACAGCAGAUGCCUCUGCAGUUCAAGGGCCAGGAAAAGAUGCCCUCUAGUUUAUGCGCUGUGAAGAGACAGGAGUGAAAACGAGAGCAAUUAGAGAGUACUUACUUACUUUGGUUGAGUUGCAGCCCCCUUCUUAUGGCAAUGUGGAAAAAUAUCAUUGCUGACUUAAAAUUCUGAACUGCAUGAAACAAUAUGCCUCCAAAAGAAAGGAAGCAGUGAUGUGCUAUCCCGAUACCUGAGGAUAUGAUCUAUCAGCCAUAGUCAUUGCUGCACAAGUUAUGUCAACUGAAAUUGAAGCAGUGCCAUGGAAGACAGGCCAUCAUUGUAGUAAAAUGGUAGUGCUGCUUUUUUCUUCCUCUUCUCAUAAUGUGGUUGUUUUUCUGUUGCUGGGACACCCCUAAUGUGUAGUAAGUAAUACUUUUAUAACUCUUGAGCCCGGAAGAGUUUUCUGUCCCCCCCAACCCCAUUGCUGCUAAUUGGAAAUACUAGUUCUGUUAAAGAGUCAUUUUUUUCUAGGAAUCCUUUAUUUACACUGCUAUUUAGUAAAUAUAGCCACAGAUAUCGCCACAGCAGAAGCAAAAGCACUGGGGAGGAGUCUGUGUCAAAUAAUACCACUUAAUGAUAUUGUGUGCAUCUCAAUUUCAGGACUUUUGACAGAUAACCCUUCAACUGCUUUGUUUCUACAGAGAGGAAAGAAAUCUCCUGAACUACCUGGUUCGAAUUGGCCAUUCCUGUGUAAUUAGAGGCAAACAUUGACCUGCUUUUCAGUGUUUCAGGCGCUCUUCAUCGCCCUGCCCCGCUGUGGGAAUGGUCAAUUAAAAGCAGAAAUGCCUCAGCCAUUUACGUCACUGUUCCCCGUGUUCAUUAAUAGCCUGGCAAAGGUGGAAAUUUGGGGAGUACUGAAAGUAGUCUCUGUCAUGUCUCCUCUAGUCUCUAGUCCUUAUGCUACUUUACCAGCUAACAUCUGCAUGGCAAAACAAUCAGCAUUGUGAGCAGUUGUGGAGGGAGCAGUGUGUAAUCCUCCUUAAACUUUCUGUCCCAGUUAUUGCCUUUCGUGAGCAAUUUCAGGACUGUGUAACUUCUAUUGAGCACACUCCCCUUUUGUAUUUUUCUCUUGUAAACCACAUUCAUAAAAUAUCCGGACAAGGCAGUUGCAGAAUGAAGUGGAUAAUUUAGAACUUAAGAAUUCUUUAGUGGUUUGAAUUUUUUUUCCCUUUGGUAUCCUAUAAUUUUGGAUGUGAAAAAUAGGUGCAGCAGAUCUCCUAACGGCGUUGGUGGUCCACCUGCUGAGCUGGUAUGUGGGACCAAAUGGUACACAUCGCAUUACAGUUUGAGAAUUGGUAACAGCAAAUCCUUUUACUUCACACCUAGGUUAACUUGUCAAGUAAGGAUAGUUCUCUUUUACUUGUUGAAGARAUAACAAAUAACUUGAAUUCUGUGUGUGUAUGCCCAUUCUGUCAAAUCCAGCACUAACAUGCAGAAAGGCCAGUUGUAUCGGUGAGGGGGAAGUCACUGUAUGUGUUCAUAGAGGGCAUGGGAUUUUGGAGAUUAGUGAUUUGCCUUAGUCAUCAGAGGAUAAACCAUUCUGCACAUGGGCUGCAGGGUGUACUGUUGAAGAUAAAUGGUAGCAGUUACUCUAAUAGAGCAAGUGUCGGAGUUAACCAUUUGUCGAGCGGCGGGAGAAACGCAUACGACCACCGAGAUGAUCUGCAGAACUCGUUUAUUCCCUCAGUAACCACAGCUUUUAUGCCCAUGUUCGCUAACAGUAAUCAACCUCAUAGAUAUUACAAAAACUGAGCUCCUUAUAGGCUACUUUAGAAACAAUGCCUUUAUGGCAACUUUGCCAGUUAGCCUCUCAAGCUAGCCCCAUUAUGUCUGGGGGGAAUACAAAAGACCUCUUGUAACUUUCUGCUGCAGGUACCACUCGCAGCMGACGGCUGUUAGCGCCUUUUAGCUAUACUGAGGUCGGGCAAUUCCAGAGUAGUCCACGUCCCUUAUCGUCCCUUAUCGCGUAGCCAGCUUUUAGGCAGGUUCUCCACAAGCAAGUAGCAUUCUAAGGAUAGAGUUCUGUAGCGUACCUAAACAGCUUACCAGUAGAUGUUGAGGUUCCUGAAAUUUACUUACGUUCUUCCCUGAAAUAAUGCAGAAACUAUUGACUUACCCUACCUAGCUUCCAUGUCUGCAGUGAACCUGCUGACCGGAGUGGAAUGUUCCCAUUUCCUAUCCAGCUGCAAUAUUAAAAUGGUUUAUGUAAGACUAGUUCUGAAGUCUUGCCAUCAGAGUAGUUUUGAGAUGAGCAGUUAUAUGGGUCAAAUUUUUUUAAACUCUUUUUAAAAUUUGAGCUUGGCCGUUAGGAUUAUUUGUUGUGAGAUUUUUUGUGCAUUUGUGAAAUACUUAUGAACUGUAGACUGAUUCUUUUCUGUUACUUGUCAGGUUUAAAAUUAGUUUUUGAGUUGCUGAACGCUGAUGCUAACCUCACUUUUUGGAUAGAGUGGAGGACAUACUUAAGCCUAGAGCAAAUCAAUGAAUAUGAAAAGAGAGGGAAGGAGCUGGAAGAAAACCAUCAAAAAAACCAUAAAAGGCUGAGGGACUAGGCCUGAAGGACCUCAUACUCAACUGGAUGGCAUUUCAGUGAUGGAAAAUCAGUACUUAAAUGCUGCAUCUGUUUAAUUCCAGAAUGUCAGGAAAUGCUGCAGGCAGUACCAUGAAAUUGAAACUCUUAAAAAUCAGAAGGGAAAAAUGCAGAGAUAGGACAGAAGAGUCUUUUCUUUUGUAAGCGGUAGCAAACUAAAUUUUGAUCAUUGUCAGCAGGUCUUUGGAAGAUUUGUUCCUGGAAAGUAACGGUUGACAUGUUCCAAGCUUGCAUCACUUUUUUGUACUGGGAUAGCUGACAUCCUGAGAAACAAAUAUUGGCAAGGCAUGGAGAGGACAGCAGAAUGCAGACCCUGCCACAGGAAAGCAGAGUUAGCAGGAACACGAGUCGUAAGAAUGAAGUUCCUGCAGUUCAUGGUUAAUGAGGACAAGCAAACAAUUGGUAGUGGGAGCAGAGCAUAGGAAGGCAUCAAGAUUCCCACCACGUGUAAAAUGAGCACAUACGUAUUACCAGAUAGGUCCUUCCUUGCCCAAACUUGUUUGGGAACCACUGCCCCCAAAUUGCCAGGACAAAGAAACUGUAAUCAUUGAGUGGGAUGGAUGUCUCACUAUUGGAGAUGUAGUUCUGUUUUCAAUCAUAGUAAGAAGGCAGGACAGACUGCCUGCUUAUCAUUUAGGAGGUCAAUACCAGAGCAUAGAAACAAGUGUUUUUGUCCAAGGGUUGGAGUAAUCAAUCUGUUUGACCUUGAGGCUGCAGUGCCAUGAGACAAGAUGCCAGCAUCCCACUUUGGAAUUUCAUCUUUGGAAAAGCAARGUUUUGACUUUCACCAGUGUGCUUCACCAGUGUGCUUCCACCUUAAGACAGGCUGGAAGGCUUACUGAUCUCAGUACCUUCUGAGUAAACUGAGGACUGUUGAAAUUACUAUAUUUGUAGAAAAACAAACCGUGACUCCAAAAGGUGCAGCCUUUCACUAGCAGUUAAAUGACCUGUGAGUAAGCACUGGAGGAAAGGAACAGCUAGGGCUAUGCUGCCGAGGGCAGGAGAAUUCUGUUGGCAAGGAGGAAAGAAAGGUAUUUGAGUUCUUUCUCUCAGAGUAUCUGAUAAUUUCAUAAGACGGCUUCAACAAUGAGAGUUACAUAAUACAUACAUAUUAACAUACAUACAUAAUAAAUACAGGUAGAAGCAAGAUAAUCUUGGAGGAAAAACCAUCUAAAUGGUCUCAAUUUGGCCUGAAUACUAAAUAUUUACUGAUAACUAAAGUCAUCCAGUACUAAUGGUUUAGUUAUACUGGAGAUGACAUUUCAGUUUGGCUUCAAGAUAGGUGACAUGUUGCUGCAAGAAUAGUGAGGUAUUUCUACAUUUUUUGUUCAGUGCAUAAAUGGAAGGGUUAACAGAAAAUGAAGAUCAUAUGGGAUCAAAUGCUUUUUAAAAUUUUACAAGAGUGUACUGUCUAAAGGGAUGCAUUUCAUCUAUGUAUUUCAAGAGGAAACCUCUUGAUGUUUUGUUGCCAUUUUAAGUGCAUCUGCCGAUGAAAAGUAAAGUUACUGCUGCACAAUAUUUAUCCAUACAUUCUCUGGAAUUAYUUACAUGUCUGGGCUCCUAAAUCUACACUAAUAAAUACAGAGAUGUUAAAGACAGGAGUUACAUGGGGUUUUUACGGACUUACAAAGGGUAAUCCAAGAGUCACCUCAACCAUAACAACUUCCCUUGCUUUUAGAUACAGCUAUUUGCUAGCAUGCAAUUAAUUUAUCUAGCAUUUUAAAGUUAUGUUUCUUACUCUCCUGUUACCAGCUAAGAAAAAAUAUUGGUACCUGUAGAAAAAACUCUGUUUCCUUUUUGCUGAAACUUCAGAACAUUUUCCAGUAAUAAACAGUAAUUUAAAAAAUCACAGAUGAAAUCUCCUUCUUAAAUCUUAAUCAAAAAAUCUGUUAUGAGUAAACACUAAUGUGUAGAAAGGGGGUUAAAAGGAAUUCAGGAUGGAAGCAGUGAUGGAAUGUUUCCUAAAGUAGUGCUAUACAAUGCAGUGCUAUUCUGAGUAAUGAAAGGCUUAGUGAGAUCAACAGUGCAUUUUCAGAUGCAGUAAGCACAUGCAGUUACCAUGACAAGCCUCAGUAAUAGGGUAGGGUCAACAUUGGCUCCUACCUUCUGUCAAUACUUGCGAAUGACUGCAGAGGGAAACAAUUCCAGGCAUAAUGUUAUCUUCAUGGGAGUCUGAGUUAGUAUGAAUUUGAGUAUGGAAAGUGAUGAAUUUUGCACUAAAAUCUUAGGCACCACAGAGGGUGAAAAUGAAGUGAAACUUUUAUCAGGAAUCUAAACUAACUGUAUUCGGUGUUUCCUUGCUGGCUUAGGAAGGUCGAAGUGAUGCUACCUUUUCAACCCUGCAUUACCCUUUAACAUCGGAGUGUGAACUCCAGCACUGUGCAGUUAGGUCAGUUAGGUGUUUUUCCACCCUCUCCCACUCAAUCUACAGAUUUGCCUCUUUGCCUGUAAGCAGAAGUAGCUGUGUAAUAUAGUAGCUGUGAGAUACGUUAGCUCUGAAACUAGUGGCUUUGAAACCUACAAAGAGCUCCGUGUUUCUUCCUUCUAUCAUCAGCCACACAGCAAAAUUUGAGAACCUGUUCAACGUCUAGUAAGUAAUUUAAGCAGCU
This is a messenger RNA of Malurus melanocephalus (red-backed fairy wren), 7025 nucleotides long. It is a transcript of the gene ADAT1, whose product is annotated as adenosine deaminase tRNA specific 1. NCBI's taxonomy places the organism in Eukaryota, Metazoa, Chordata, Aves, Passeriformes, Maluridae. The record is from RefSeq and is a predicted model, not a curated record. The coding region runs from base 240 to 1745 and encodes 501 amino acids. Gene Ontology annotation, molecular function: RNA binding; adenosine deaminase activity. Gene Ontology annotation, biological process: RNA processing. The transcript has 10 exons.